This is a messenger RNA of Cryphonectria parasitica EP155, 1719 nucleotides long. RefSeq names its product family 47 glycoside hydrolase. The record is from RefSeq and is a predicted model, not a curated record. Lineage: Eukaryota; Fungi; Ascomycota; Sordariomycetes; Diaporthales; Cryphonectriaceae. The coding region runs from base 1 to 1719 and encodes 572 amino acids. The transcript has 2 exons. Gene Ontology annotation, cellular component: Golgi membrane; endoplasmic reticulum. Gene Ontology annotation, molecular function: mannosyl-oligosaccharide 1,2-alpha-mannosidase activity; calcium ion binding. Gene Ontology annotation, biological process: carbohydrate metabolic process; N-glycan processing.
AUGGCUGUAUUAAAGAGCCACCGUAGACAGCUACGCGUGGCCUUGGUGACAGUGUCUCUGGUCAUCGCAUUCCUCUUCACUUUCUCUCCAUAUCACCUCGAGCAUAGCCUGCACAGGAUUCGGCCCUCCUAUGUACCCAGCAGCUACGACUGGUCGCGGAGGAAACAAGCACACCCGGUAGAGAAAUACGAGACCCUUCCCAAGGGACAUCCCAAACCCCUCCACCGGAUCCAACACACCUUCGCCCCAGGUACAGGACGCGCACAAGAGUCACGACGGAGCGAGGUCAAAAAGACAUUCAGGAAGUGCUGGGCCUCGUACCAAAAAUACGCCUGGGGCCGCGAUGAGCUGCAGCCGCUGGCCUUGUCCGGCUCCGAUACCUUCUCGGGCUGGGGCGCCACCCUCGUCGACGCCCUCGACACCCUCAUUCUCAUGGAUCUGAAGCCCGAGCUCGCCCACGCCCUCACCCACGUCGCGGCCAUCGACUGGGACAGCACGGGCCCGGGACAGGAGACAUGUUCACUGUUCGAGACCACCAUCCGUUAUCUGGGCGGCCUCCUCGGCGCCUAUGACCUCUCCAACGAGACCGUUCUGCUGCGCAAGGCCGUCGAGCUGGGCGAUAUGCUGUACAGCGGGUUCGAUACCCCAAACCGGCUACCCGCCAACCUCUUUCACUUCCAGAAGGCCAAGGACGGCGAGCUGAUCCCCAGCGCGAGGGAGAUCUCGGCCAACGUCGGCAGCCUGAGCCUCGAGUUCACCAGGCUGACCCAGCUGACGGGCGAUCCCAAGUACUUUGACGCCAUCGACCGCGUCAAGAAGAGGCUCUAUGCGACGCAAGACCAGACGAAACUGCCGGGUCUGUGGCCGCAGUACAUGGACGUCGUAAGCGGCCUGCUCAUGGGUGACGGUACGUUUACGCUUGGCUCUAUGGAGGACUCCCUCUAUGAGUACCUGCCCAAGAUGUACAUGUUGCUGGGCGGGCUGGAUCAGACCUACAGAGACAUGUACGAAAGGGCGAUGACGACUGCUAAGAAAUACCUGCUCUACCGGCCCAUGCUCCCAGAUGAGGACGUCGACAUUUUGUUCGCCGGCAGCGCCAUGUCAAAUGGCCAAGGGACCGUCGACCUGAUGGCGCAGACCCAGCACCUUGCGUGCUUUGUGGGUGGCAUGUUCGCCCUGGGCGGGAGGUUAUUCAAUCUUCCCGGGGACAUCGAAACCAGCAGAAAGCUCACAAGAGGCUGUGCCUGGGCGUACAGGGUGAUGCCGACAAACGUGAUGCCCGAGGAGCUCAGGUUCAUGCCCUGCCGGACUACCAAUCUGGAGAAGUGCGCCUGGGAUGAGGAGCGGUGGAAGAAAGAAGGCAGCGCGAGGUAUCCCAAGGGGGUCGCAGCGGUGUACAUCAAGAAUUAUUUACUGCGGCCCGAGGCUGUCGAGAGCUUGUUCUACCUGUGGCGCAUCACCGGUGAGGAGGUCUGGAGGGACACGGCGUGGGAGAUGUUCCUGGCCAUCCAAAAAGUGACGAGUACGGAGCACGCGAACAGUGCUAUACGGGAUGCCACACAGAGCGGCGGUGGCGGAAUGCUGGAUAAGAUGGAGAGCUUCUGGAUGGCUGAGACACUGAAAUAUUUCUACCUCAUCUUUUCUGAGACGGACUUGGUGUCUCUAGAUGAUUACGUCUUCAACACCGAAGCACAUCCUUUCAUUCUUCCCAAACCCUGA